AUGGCGCCGGCGAAGUUCGUUGUCCCCGCCGUAGGGACGCUCCCGGCGUACCGCGUCGACGGGCAGCUCUUGGGCGACCCGAUCCCCGCGAGGACGGGCGUGUCCAAUCAGUUCGAUCCCAUCAGUGGUUUGGUCGAGGAGGAGGUGGUGGUUGCGGCGCCGGUCUCUCCGCGUGGUCGGCCGGUCGUGGUUCCGGCGCUGGCUGCCGCUCCCGGCGGUGUGGUGGUCGCGGAAGCCCCGAGGUGGAGGUGGAGGAGCGGCGACCUGUGGUUCAACGUCGUCAUCCUGGCAUUCAUAUUGGUGGUGUUCUGCGCCCUGCUGGCGGCCUACAUCCUGCUGGAUCACCCGGGCGUGGACGGCCUCGUCGACGCGGCCCACGUACUAGGUUUUUCUGCUGAUUCAAUGAUUGAUUCUUCGUUGAUCCGCCUCGGCGAGGGGGCCUUCGGCGCGGUCGUCAAGGCUCGCCACCGCGCCACGGGCCGGAUCGUCGCCAUCAAGCGCGUCGGCAAGGCCCACGGCGGGCACGCCGCGCUGCUGCGCGAGGCGCGCUUCCUCGAGGAGACGAGCGGCGGCGGCGCCAACCCGUUCGUCGUCGGCUUCCACGGCGUCGUCCGCCGCCCGGAUGCCUUUGACCUCAGCCUCGUCAUGGAGUGCGUGGGCCCAAGCCUCCACAACCUCCUCCGCCAGCGCCCCCGCGGGAGCCCGCCGCUGCCCGAGUCCAUGGUGCGCGCCGCCAUGUGGCAGCUGCUCACGGGCGCCAAGAAGAUGCACGGCGGCCACAUCGUGCACCGCGACAUCAAGCCCGCCAACAUCCUCGUCGGCGACGAUCACCGCAUCGUCAAGCUCUGCGACUUUGGCCUCGCCAUGUCCACGGACGAGCGGCCUCCGUACAAGCCGGCCGGCACGCUGUGGUACAUGGCGCCGGAGAUGCUGCUGGAGAAGCCCGACUACGACGAGCGCGUCGACAUCUGGUCCCUCGGCUGCGUCAUGGCAGAGCUCAUCAACAACGGGAGUCCUUUGUUCCAAGGCUUCUACGGUGAAGGACAGCUCUGCGCCAUCUUCGACGUGCUGGGCACGCCUGAUGACAGUACAUGGCCGUGGUUCUCAUCCACGGCGUUCGCCACCGUGGUGAUGCCGGAGCUGGACAUGCAGCGGGAAAACAACCUACGCGAGCUGAUUCCCGAGUCGAAGCUGUCCAAGGAAGGAUUCGAUGUCCUCAGCGGCCUCCUCACGUGCAACCCGGAGAAGAGGCUCACGGCAGCCGCGGCGCUCAAACACCCAUGGUUCGACAAGAUCGACGUGCUGGAGCUGCCAAAGAAAGAAGAGUUUGCAUCGCCGAUGUCCUUGCAGACCAAGAGACGGAGGAUGCAUGCUGUGUAA
This is a messenger RNA of Setaria italica (foxtail millet), 1380 nucleotides long. Its product is annotated as putative cyclin-dependent kinase F-2. The record is from RefSeq and is a predicted model, not a curated record. Gene Ontology annotation, molecular function: cyclin-dependent protein serine/threonine kinase activity; ATP binding. The coding region runs from base 1 to 1380 and encodes 459 amino acids. Gene Ontology annotation, biological process: regulation of mitotic cell cycle; protein phosphorylation. Gene Ontology annotation, cellular component: nucleus. Lineage: Eukaryota; Viridiplantae; Streptophyta; Magnoliopsida; Poales; Poaceae. The transcript has 3 exons.